AGUCAUCACCCGUUAGAUCAGGAUUCUUAUGACUCGUGGUCUCCGCAACAGCGGAAGCAGCAGGACCCAUCAUCGCUCCCCUCCCUUCGUCUUUUCCAUGACCUGCCGUCGCAACCGUCCUGCGAGUCCCACUCAUCGCUGGCCAACGCUCAGUUAGACAGUCCACGUACAUACUCGGACUGCUUGCUCCCUACCACCGUUGCUGCCCUUACUUUAACAACCCACACACCGCACCAAACUUACAAGAUUUCCCUCCCUCUUCCAUUUCAUAAUCCCCAACCAUUUCGCGUGUUACUACCCGCAAGUCGCGGUGGAGAUUCUGGAGAGUUCACAAGAUGGCCCUUUGGCCCUUCAGGAAACGUCGAAAGACGAAGGUGGCCGAGGGCAAGAAGGUAGCCGCACCGGACCCGCCCUUGGUCGAGCGAAAGAUGUUCCUGGCACGGAAAAAUUCUAGCCGUCAGAAACCCCGUCGCGCGGGUAGUAGGGUCAGUGUGCCCGAAUUCCCUCAGCCUCCGAAUAACUCAUCAUCAUCACCUAUACCUAUACAGAACUCGUUCAAUCCUCAGAAACAACCCCAUGAAGGAGGAUUCUCAUCAUAUUUUAUCGAACAAAACAACUCAAUGUCAGCAUCUUCGGCAUCUUCCCACAGACCCCACAAACCUACGAGCAUUGUUCGCAAACUUAGCAAGCGAAAUCGCGAUCGUUCGCAGCAACCGCAACCACCCCCAUCCGCUUACAUCACGCAAUUGGCGAGGACUGCUUCAAAGCGCGACAAGAAGCGUAUCCGGAAUUUCGAUGAGUUAGAGGACGACCGACCAAUGUCUAGGUCUUCUCUUCCUGCUCGUGAUUCGAUCAAUUCUUCCUUAUCAUCACAAUCCUCGAUGCGUGCCUACAAGGUCCGCAACAUAUUCACCCCUAGGCCGAAGCUGCAUUACGAGAAUUCUACUGGAACGUCGCCCACAAAAUCCGCACGCCUUCACCCAUUGACUCCUAGUCGCUCUAACUCGCGAUCUCUCCGUGACGGGCGACACACACGAGCAGGUAUCACGGAUGAAGAGCUUCUCAGAGGUGGAAAGGUGGACGGACUGGCGGAUGAGCUGGAUGUGCAUGGGAUAAAGGAAGCUCUGGAUCGUGACAGAAGGAGGAGAGAGAGAAAGAAGAAGGAAGAACACGAGAAGUUGCAGAGAAAGUUGGAGAGAAGAGCCGCGAAGCAGAGAGAGCAGGAGCGGAUGGAUCGGGAAAUGGGAUUCGAGAUGGACGAUGACCAUUUCCAGAGAAAUUUGUAUAGCGGCGGCCCCAACUACGGAGCCCCAGAAUACCAGACGGGUGAGAGCUCCAGAUCUGCUGGCCGUGCUGGAUUCAUGAUCACACCCGAACCUUACCCAUUUCCCGAUCCGGAUGACCGACCGCGAGAUGGCCAGUCACCUUUCUCAUGGCUCCAUAAUCCUUCACAAGAAAAAAUUAACAGGGCUGCCCACUCUACCCAAAGGGUCGACAUGGUCACACCGGUGUCUAUGGAUUCGAACCAGGAUAUGACCGGUGAGCCAGAAUACCGUGGACCCGAACAGACCGAUUCCUAUAAAUCAACAGGCCCGCUGGCGCAGCCCCACGAAUCUUCACAUACCGGGGGGAUACGCAAUGUAGAUGAUUACCCAUCAACUUUCCAGGGUGCGUUUGCGGUUAAUGAUGAUGAUAUGGAUCGGGAUGGGCUGGAUGCUGGUAUCGAUACAGGACGUGGUAAGGUAUCGGGAUGGACUUCAUUUCUCAAGAAAACCCCCGCUGCCAGAAUGCGGAAAAAGCAGGGCAGCCGAGGUAUUCGGUCCGGGGAGUCUACUCUAAUAUCUGAUUCUGAGGGCGAGGACACACGUGGAAGAGACCUGGUUCAGGGUAGCGAGUUUUACGAGGUGGAUAACUUCAGGCAAAAUCGGGGGCAAACACCUGGUACGCACAUCCCGGAUGAGGUUGCGUUUGCAAUGACUGCUUUGGAGACCGGGCAUGUUAGAGGCAAAGACAGUAUGGAGGCGGAAAAGCGUGGUUCAUUUACGCCCGGACGACCUCUGCUGCCUUACUCAUUACAUGGCCGUCCAUCCAGUUCUAAGAGCUCCCUGACCGGUUUGGCACAUCGUACCCCUACAAGCAAUCCCCGAAGCUAUCUCGGUUCCCUUGAUUUUGGAAGUGAUUCACCCACUCUCCCCAUCCAACCAAUCCGAACAUCGUCAACACAUUCACAGAAUCACUAUGGAAGGCCAUCACCAACACAAAGGUACUCUCCUUCGAUGCAUCGUCACUCGCUGGAGGCUGUUGGUCCAGAUGGUAGACCCCGAUCAUUGAUGUCUACGUCGCUUGCAUCAAUUGAUUCGGAGGGAUCUUGGUUAUCCGGCAGAGUAGCAAACCCACGGGGCUCAAUAAAUCACAUCAGCCCUCUGCGGACAAGCGCUACAUCCCUACGCCGAAGAUAUCAGGAAUUUGACGACAAUGGGAGCACAAACGGUGAUGACUACUUCAGCGGAGUCACACCUAGAAGGAAGCGCAAGGAGAGUGGGGGAGAUGAGGAGAUGAACGGUGUCACAAGACUGGACCUUAGUGACGUGGAAGACAGUGAGGAGGAAGGCUCCGUGGGCAGCGAAGCAGAGAAGAAGAUGUGGAGGGACGGACUGGGCAAGAAGGUUGUUGUCCAUGAGGUUAUCACAACUUCUGGAUCACCACCGGUCGAUCCCAAAGCCGCCGUACUUAACACCACCCAAGCAUCUACAACUGCUACUGCUCCCAUUACGGCACCAAGUAAGGAUGACCAACAAUCGACCACGACAAGGCAAUCCUGGGGCCCCGCAAGCGAGGCCGAGGUAUUUGCUACGCCGAUGGAACAUUCUCGUGCACCAACCUAUGAUAAUUUGGAGUUUAAAACACCAAUGGAGCACCCGGCCGCUAGACAGAGUAGUUAUGCCGAGUUUGUGGGGAGAUAGUUUGUCGGUAGCGUGAGCCUGAAGGGAUGGAUGGAUGGAUGGAGGAAAAAGCAUACCCCCAACACACAGCGACGACCCCCCAUAAAAACAAAGUUUCUUCUGUCGAAAUGUCAUGCUAUAAUCACGUUCCUUUACUAUUCUUUCUUUUGUCCAAGACAAUACCCACUGCCUACGCACCCCCCUUUCAUUUCUGUUUUAUUUCUACGUUCUUAUUUCUUUUAUUACCAUGCCAUGGCACCUGUCUUUCCUUGAUACCUCGUUACAUCUGGCAGAGAGAACCAGAGCAAAAAAAAAAAAGGUCGUGUCGCUUCAUGUUGGGCAGCAGGUAAGUACCUAGCUGGCCGUAUCCUUGCCAUCCUCACCCCAUCUAUCCUCAUCCCCUCCAUCAUGAUUAUACCCAUUCUACCCACCACUACAUCAUACUUCAUAAAAUCACCACCAGAGUGUCAAAUUUCCUAUUCAUUUCUCCUCAUUCUAAAAUACUUAUUUAUAUUCAUAAUCCCUUUCUUCCUUAUUCUACGAAUGAUAAACGAAUUUCCUACUUACCUUUCACCCAUCAUCGUCAUCAUCGUUAUAAAAUGUUUUCUUGCUUUUUCCCUCUUCUCUCAUGCUUGCUGUCUCGUUUCCAGAUUGCAUAUUGGUGAAAUUUUGUAUUAUCAUAGUAUUUAUUGUCGGGCUGUUGGUAUUGGAUCGGUCUGGGUCAGGUUGUUAUGGGAUUGGUAUGUUUGUUUAUAUAUAUUGGAUGUUUUCAUCACUUUUAUCUUAUUUUAUGCUAUGUUAUGUUCAGAAUGUUAUUAUACAGGGUGUUUUCUGAUUCUUUUCUCUUUAAUUUUAUAUUAUAUUUAUCUAUU
Tuber aestivum (summer truffle) is the source of this 3814-nucleotide messenger RNA. The record is from the annotation of a GenBank genome assembly. NCBI's taxonomy places the organism in Eukaryota, Fungi, Ascomycota, Pezizomycetes, Pezizales, Tuberaceae.